Liolophura sinensis is the source of this 2646-nucleotide messenger RNA. RefSeq names its product putative defense protein 3. NCBI's taxonomy places the organism in Eukaryota, Metazoa, Mollusca, Polyplacophora, Chitonida, Chitonidae. The coding region runs from base 172 to 1047 and encodes 291 amino acids. Gene Ontology annotation, cellular component: membrane. The transcript has 5 exons. The record is from RefSeq and is a predicted model, not a curated record.
UUCCAGGACUUUAUUUCCUUACAUAUAGGACUGUUGGGCUGAAUUACACAUGCUGUCUGAACACGUUACUGAUUGCAGCUGUGCUUUGUAAUUGUCGCCCCCAAACAUUUGGAUUAAGACAGGAUCUGACAUAGACUGACACAUCAAGAUACAGAUAUACAUAUCGACAGAAUGGCGUCCUAUUUUUCCAGUGUUGCCCUCCUUGUCUUGCUGGCAGCGGUGCUGCCUUGUGUCCACGCUUUCCCUUCCGGGGCUCCAGCCACAGCCUGCGAGUCAUUGACUCCCGGACACAGGGGUCAGUUGCCGCAAACAAGUGCUCCACCAUUUGCUGUGAGACUCGAGAAAAACACAUACUCGCCCAACGAGCAGAUAGCAGUGACUCUCUACUCCGCUUGUAACAACGAGAUAUUCCAGGGAUUCAUGGUUCAAGUCCGUGCCGUUGGAUCCACUGCACCGGUGGGUUUCUUCACGAACGCCCCACAGACAAGAAAUGUGCCUGGUUGCGGAUCAUUUAAUCAGGCAAUGACACAUACAGGGUCCAGCGAGAAAACGGAAGUUGCCCUGCAGUGGAUAGCUCCUGAUCAGUCCGUCGGUGAUGUCGUCGUUUUCGCAACUUUUCUGAGGAACUACCAAACGUUCUGGGUAAUGGUUGCCUCCGCCGUCAUUAGAGAUGCUUCCAGACCGUCUGGGGGACCCAGUGUGAGCAGUGAAUAUCCCACAAGAACUGUUUGCCAGACUGCAAUUCCUCCUCCGCAACCAACUAGACCACCGACACGAACAACAACAACAACAACAGCAACCACCACCACCACCACCACAACAACAACUCCAGCCCCUACACCGCGAAGAAUCUUUACGCCGCCGUUGCCACCUGUCACUACGGUGAGACCACAGAAGGAGGGAACAACCACUCUGCCGACUGUGAGUAAAGAAGCAAACUUCCCCGGCAACAGGACUGUACAAUCUAGCACCGUAAGUGUCUUGUCUCAGCGACCGGUGAUACUUAUUGUAUGCUGCGUUAUUUUCUCGUUUGGUACAUUGUCAUAAAUCAGAGUGAUGGUAUCCAUAUUGGUACUAGGUAUAAUGCCGAUUCGCUCAUUUUGCCAGUAAAAAGAAAGGUCAGUUUCUCCCUGAAUCCACUCUAUGUUUACUAUAUGCCGGGAAAUUAUUUCCUAUUUUUCCUUACUCAAAUUUUGUUCGUGAUACAAUUUAUGCAUUGCCAUUUUUGCCACAAAUAGUAUAGUGAGUUUUGCCUACAUACAAAUCAAACCAUUUUGCUCACACUGAAAAAUAAAUCUUUAAAAUAAAGUCUGUGGUGAUGCUGGAAAGUAUUGUUGUUAUUAUAAAAUGAUUAUAUGUAAUAUUCAACAUAAUAUCCUUUCAAAAGAAUCUUUAUAUUUAAGUAAUACCAUAGUUCUGCUGUAGGCUAUUUAACACUAUGAUCUGGUCCAGAAGAUGAACACAUUCUAGCAUCACUUUUUAUAUCACAACAGAUAUUUUCUGAGUGUACAGAAUUACACCACUUUGUGUUCAUAGGAAGUUUCCUUAUCGUUUUUAUUGUUUUUUGUAUGUUCUUUAGAUUUUAUUCUGUAGUUGUUCUUUAGUUGUUAUAAGUAUAUAAGUUAACAAUAUAUAUGCCUACAUCUUCUUUGGUGUUUAUUGUACCCCCAUAAUUAUACUUUAACUAAGGUUAUGAGGCUAUAUGCCACUCAAGGCUACUUAUCUUAUGUCUAUAAACAUAUUACAUUAUGCCUAUGUUAUUUCGACCCGACGGAGGGGUCAUUCAAGAACGACAAUUAUUUCACAAGAACUGUUCACCAGACCACCAGGCCCGGACCCACCAUUUCCCCUCCGCAACCAACUCGACCACCGGCACCAACAACAACAACUACCACAACAGCAGCAACAACAACAACUACCGCUCCUACACCACAAAGAACACCGGAACUAACACCGACCACGACGGUGAGAGCAAGGAGUGAGGCAAUAACCAGUUCGCCGACAGUGCGUCAAGGUCCGAACGUUCACGGCAAUAUACAAUCUGGCAUUGUAAGUCUGUUGUCGAACUGUCCGUUGAUGCUUACUGUAUGCUUGUGUGGCAUUGUUUUGUCGCUCGGUCUAUUUUCUUAAAUCUUUCUCUUUUUUAUUGAUUUUUUUCCUGUAAAGUUUAUAAUAUACCUACAUGUACAUCUCCUAUGAUAUUUCUUACACGCGUAUUGUUUUUUUUAGAAUUUCGCCUUUGCCAAGGUAUACCUGUUUGCUGUUUUUACAUAUUACAUUUCCUAUUACGUUGUGAUAUUUUUGUCUUCAGAGAUGUUAUAAAGGUUUGAGAUACAUAUACUUUUGCAACAGUUUCGGCAGUAUAUUUUAAUAUAACGUGGGUCUGUUUUGCACGGUAAUGUCGUAUUGUACAUUUUUUUCACCGAUUAUAUGGUGAUAAAAACCGGUGCAUGUACGUUUGUGUCUUGUUUAGAUCGGAGAUGUAUAAGCUUACGGCUGUCUUGUUUUUCAAGCUUAUUACUUUUAGAGAUUUUCACGAACACGUUUAAAGGAACAUCUUCUCUUCUGUUUGUUUCUAUUCAAAGAUAUGGUAAAAUUUCUAUUGUCAUCCUAAUGAGAAAUAAACAAGACGACAUCCAAACAUUG